This is a messenger RNA of Ornithorhynchus anatinus (platypus), 887 nucleotides long. RefSeq names its product dermatopontin (gene DPT). Lineage: Eukaryota; Metazoa; Chordata; Mammalia; Monotremata; Ornithorhynchidae. The transcript is spliced from 4 exons. Gene Ontology annotation, molecular function: extracellular matrix structural constituent. The record is from RefSeq and is a predicted model, not a curated record. Bases 44 to 643 code for a protein of 199 amino acids. Gene Ontology annotation, cellular component: extracellular matrix. Gene Ontology annotation, biological process: collagen fibril organization.
CGGACCCGACGAGGGGACACUCCAUGCCAGCAACCGAGGCAACAUGGACCGCCUCGCCCUCAUCUCGGUCCUCCUUGCAGCCUUGGCCUUGGUGGCCCGGGGCCAGUACGAGAGCUACCGGGAUUACCACGACUACUCGGACGACGGGUGGGUCAACCUGAACCGGCAGGGCUUCAGCUUCCAGUGUCCACAAGGCCAGGUGAUCGUGGCCGUGAGGAGCAUCUUCAGCAAGAAGGAAGGCUCCGAUCGCCAGUGGAACUAUGCCUGCAUGCCCACCCCUCACACCCUGGGAGAGCCAACCGAGUGCUGGUGGGAGGAGAUCAACCGGGCCGGGAUGGAGUGGUAUCAGACGUGCUCCAACAACGGGCUGGUGGCCGGGUUCCAGAGCCGCUACUUCGAGUCGGUGCUGGAUCGGGAGUGGCAGUUCUACUGCUGCCGUUACAGUAGGAGGUGUCCGUACGCCUGCUGGCUGACCACAGAAUAUCCCGGCCACUACGGAGAGGAGAUGGACAUGAUCUCGUACAAUUACGAUUACUACAUCCGAGGAGCCACGACCACAUUCUCCGCCGUGGACAGGGAUCGCCAGUGGAAGUACAUCAUGUGCCGAAUGACCGACUACAACUGCGAAUUUGAAAACGUCUAGAGCAGCCGGCCGGCCGGGGCCAGAGCGGGGAGGUGGAGGGGGCAGGCGAGGCAUGUCCGUCGCCCUCCAGCUUUCUGAGAGGACACCCCCCCGCUUCACUCCUACCAGGGAGGGUUUCCUUCAAGUCCACUCCUAACUUUUCAGAUGCGCGUCCAUCAUAAAGAUUCUUCAUUUGAUCAGCGGCGGCGGCAGCUUCCUCUCAUAUGUAUCGUAUGCAUUAAAACUGCAUACUCCCAUGCAUGAA